UGCAACUUUUCUUUCCAUCGUUUUAAGGAGUGACCUCGGGUUUUUGCUCAUUCAUCCUCCCUCCAUUCAAUUUAGUUUCAUAUGCAACACUCUGACACAGACAAAUAUUCAUACAGGAUUAGCAGAGGAAAGUUUUCAGUGACGGCCAUCUCCCUGGAUGAUUAUCUUCCAAUGCGAAGUAGUGAAGUGAAAAAUCGGACAUCAACAGGUGAUAUCACUAGCCUCAGAGUAAUAACAGCGGUUAAAACCCCUUAUCUGCCGGAUGGAAGAUUUGAUCUUGAAGCAUAUGAUUCGCUGAUAAACAUGCAGAUAGAAGGUGGUGCUGAAGGUGUAAUAGUGGGAGGAACAACAGGAGAGGGCCACCUGAUGAGCUGGGAUGAACACAUCAUGCUUAUUGGGCAUACAGUUAACUGCUUUGGCACUAAAAUUAAAGUGGUCGGCAACACAGGAAGUAACUCAACAAGGGAGGCUAUUCACGCAACUGAGCAGGGAUUCGCUGUAGGUAUGCACGCGGCUCUCCACAUCAAUCCUUACUACGGGAAGACCUCCGUCGAAGGGUUGAUCUCCCAUUUUGAGGCUGUUCUCCCAAUGGGUCCAACCAUCAUUUACAAUGUGCCAUCCAGGACUGGCCAGGAUAUUCCUCCUGCUGUUAUUGAGGCGGUUUCAAGUUUUUCAAACAUGGCAGGUGUCAAAGAAUGUGUUGGACAUGAGAGGGUUAAGUGCUAUACUGACAAAGGUAUAACCAUAUGGAGUGGUAAUGAUGAUGAAUGCCAUGAUUCUAGGUGGAAAUAUGGUGCCACUGGAGUCAUUUCUGUAGCCAGCAACCUUAUUCCCGGUCUCAUGCGUAAGCUCAUGUACGAAGGGGAGAAUACAGCGCUCAAUGAUAAGCUACUUCCUCUGAUGAAAUGGUUGUUUUGCCAGCCUAAUCCGAUUGCGCUCAACACCGCCCUGGCUCAGCUUGGAGUGGCAAGGCCCGUUUUCAGAUUACCUUAUGUACCUCUCCCCCUUGAAAAGAGGGUUGAGUUCGUCCGAAUUGUCGAAUCCAUUGGACGGGAAAAUUUUGUGGGUCAGAAAGAAGCAAGGGUUCUUGAUGAUGAUGAUUUUGUGUUGAUCAGUAGGUAUUAA
This is a messenger RNA of Oryza sativa Japonica Group (Japanese rice), 1125 nucleotides long. RefSeq names its product 4-hydroxy-tetrahydrodipicolinate synthase 1, chloroplastic. Gene Ontology annotation, molecular function: 4-hydroxy-tetrahydrodipicolinate synthase activity. The record is from RefSeq and is a predicted model, not a curated record. Lineage: Eukaryota; Viridiplantae; Streptophyta; Magnoliopsida; Poales; Poaceae.